GUAGCGCCCUGGCGCUUGACGACCAUUCUGCCAUGUAUCUUCUUCUUCUUCCGAUUCCGGGUUCCCGGAUAAAAUUUCCGGGUCGAGCGUUUAAGUCGCGAAAGUGUUUUAAUUCUCAAACAGAUUAAUGUGACUCGAAUUCAGGACGAUCUUGAAGAUAUCCCCGGGAAUAUCCUUUCCGACUUGGCCAACUGGCAAACACAUGUUGCGUAACUUUCCCUCAACCAGUAACAAAAUCUUAAAAGAAUCAAUACAACGAAAGCAAUAUAAAGUCUCUGUGAGAAAUAUUAAAGGAAAAUAUUUUUAAAAUAAUUUAAAAAACGUAAAAAUCAUAUUUAUAAAAUCGGCGGAAAAAAUGCCAAAAAAAAGUAUUUAUUAUCAUUUAAAUUGAAAAUGUAUGAAAUUAAAUGCAUUUAAAAUACUCGGAAAUCAAAUUAAACUCCCUCGAUUGGUUCCGGAGAAUUUUCUAAUUUUUCCGGUGAUUUCAAACCGAAUAAUAAAUAAACUAACGCAACAAAAAUGCCGCGUGAGAACUUUGUUGAACGCAAGCAACAAAUUCAGGAACGAUCGCCUAAAUACCAACACCAAUAUACUAACAAUAAUCCUUGUCACCAGAAUCAACAAUUGCACGUCACCCCUAUCGCUAGUAGUACAUCUAAUUGCAUCCAAAACGGUAGUGUCGCGAAACAAAGCGCCAUUGUUGUGGAAACGUGUAAAAGCAACGGUGCUAGUGUGAAUGGGGUUUUAUGUGGGAGGCUUGAAUGGACAGCGGCGCAAUCGCUGGUGAAGCUGAAUUCCAAGGAUAAGGAGAAUGCAACUCAGCUAAUCAAUGUGAAUGCUACGAACUCAAAUUUAACUAACUCCAACACAAGUACCGCUUCUUCCAGCCUGGGGCCUGUCAGUCCAACCGAAGGGACCGUCGCACCUUUGUAUUAUAUCGAAUGUUGUUCAUUACCCGAUGACGAGACAAUGGCAGACACGCGAAAUCACUCAACCACUACCAUAUCAACAGUCCCCGUACUAGCUCAUACCACAGAUUCCAUAGUGUCACUAGCACCGGGGGCACAACCACGGCCUGGAGUACCAUCCAUGGGGUUGGGAGCAGCAGUAACAACAGCGGCAAUAAUAACAACUACAGGCAAUUCAAUACCGGCAAUAGGAUCCAACCAAACUCCUUCCACUCCUCUUUUAUCCACAUCGCCGCCACCUCUUUUGCCCCUGUUGAAAUCAACGCGGAAAGCAUUCAAAUCUGAAGGAAUUUCGGAACAAGUGAUUUUUUAUGCUCCGCCUGCAAAUUAUUCAGAGAAGCGAGAAAAAACGUUGGAAAUUUCAUCGUCGACAACGACUCCUGCGAUAGCAUCGUCGGCGUUAUUGUCGACGUCGUCAACUACGACUGGCUCCUCGUUAUCAGCAGCAUCGACCAUCAACUCCACUUCCGCCGCCAGUGUCUUUCGUGAAAGAAGCGUCGAAGAAACGGAGGCCGCACAUGACCUGCUAUCCUUAUCGCAAAGCCUUCCACCGCUUCCAGCUCCUUGUGUAGUAACCAUCCUGCAGCAACAGGAAGAACCAACUCCAUAUAGUAAUGUUUCGACCAAUUCUACUCGUGUCAUGCAAGAAAUUACCAAUUCACACAAGUCAACAAAUAGCUCUGGACACUACAUUACGAAUUGCCAUAACGGAAAUCAGGAAAGCGAGACCAAAUCCACGGUCCACCUAAAGAGUGGCCGUUUCAAUUCUUAUGAGAACACCACAGACCAUUGCUCACCGCUAACGCCUCCCACGUCCGAGCACUCUUCUGAUAUCGAAGUUGACCAUUCUUCGUCCUCGUCAUCAUCAGAAUCAUCUCAUAAUACUCACCAUCGACUAUCGCACGAUGAACUCUGGAACCCCGAACUGGUGAAGAUCAAAAAGGAAAAGGUCUAUAUAGUGGAUGGCCGAACCAAAGUCGGAAAGACCCAAGAGGAAAGGACUGGAAGCACUCGCCCUACUAAAUCUCGGAAGGGAACCUACAAGUGUUCAGACUGCGGUCGACAGUAUGCAACUUCCAGUAACCUUUCGCGUCACAAGCAGACUCAUCGAAGCCUUGAUUCACAGUCAGCCAAAAAGUGCAACACAUGCGGGAAGGCCUACGUCUCAAUGCCUGCACUGGCUAUGCAUCUUCUGACGCAUAAGCUGGCACAUAGUUGCGGGAUUUGCGGAAAGUUGUUUUCUCGGCCGUGGCUCCUGCAAGGUCACUUACGCUCCCAUACGGGGGAAAAGCCUUAUGUUUGCGUUCAUUGCAGUAAGCCAUUCGCCGAUCGGUCGAACCUUCGUGCCCAUAUGCAAACCCAUUCGUCUGAUAAGAACUUUGAAUGUGAACGAUGUCAUAAGACCUUUGCCCUGAAGUCGUAUCUGAAUAAGCACCUGGAGUCGGCAUGCAUCAAGGAUAGGGAAUCAAUACCCAGCAGCGACGACAACGAGGAAGACAUUGUGGUAACGUAACUUAAGAUUGGAUUUUAAGCAUUGACUCUAGGAAUUAUUCUCCGAAAAGGUUGUUUCAUUCUAUUAGCUUUUAGAAGGAGCAUGUAGGAUACAUUUUAGGGAGGUGGUGAGAGGGGGAGCUUUGCUGUUACACUUUACUUCUUGGAAAGAUUAUAUGAUAGUAUGGUCAAGACUUCAGUAAUUUACUGUGAAGAUAAACUCACUGAAACUGGGGCUAAGAUGGCAAAUUCCAAAAUUUUAAUUUUUUGGAGCUGAAUUUAUUUAAAAGUCAUUGAUGUUAACCCGAUCUGUCGUUCCUUCUUGAUCAACUUUCCACCCAUGACAUAAAAACGGCAAAGUUCACCCCUUCAACUGGCAAGUAGACAUUUUAAACAUAAAAGCAAUACCAAACCUUACAUUUAGUCUUUCGUUUACAUUUUCUUUUCAUCUAUUAUUGAGGAGUACUCAUUGGAAUGAGAAAGAUUACUAAAAAUAUAAAAGAGAUUACCAAAAAAAGAAAUGAUAACUCGAAUCUAGUCAUCACUAGCUCUUACAUAAAAGAGCAGUCGGGACUUCUUCUAGUAAUUUUGAAAUUUUUAGCUGAAUGAUUAUAGGGGACAGAUAAAGAUAUGUAUCGAUAUCUUCACUUACUUCCUUCAUUUUUACCAAAAUUUUAAGGAAAAGCAUCCCCGCAUAGAUAAGAUCGUUCAGGAUUUUGCGUAUCAACGCUGAUCUGGUUUAUUUUUGAACCAUGAAGUUAUUGUAAUAUUUCUCCAAGCUAAUUUCAUUUUGAAAGAAAAGUACUCGUAGAUUUCUCUAUAAAUUAUAAAUAUAUAAAUUAAUAGAUAUAAAUAUUUAUUUUGCAUACCAAUACGUAUUACUCGAAUACAAACAAAAACUGAAGAAAAAACUCCAAAUAUUUAUUUAUCUCUAACACUUAGGUAAAUUAGGUGGACUUAUGCAACGAAUAUUUAGCACGUAAGAGAGUAGAUUACAGAAUAUAUUAUUGUCAGUAAAUAAGAAAACAUUCGUAAAGUUCAUUCAAAGGUUAUAAUCAAAAUAAUGAUAUAAAAGUGUAUUUUACGUGAGGAUAAUAGCGAAAAAUAUUUGAAAUUAUUAUAUAUAUUAUAUUACGGCAGUUUUUAGAGGUUAUAUUCCCGAAUCGUAGGAAUGUAUAUAUAUACACAACACAUAUUUUAAAUGUAAGAUACUUGAAAACAUAGAAGGACUCAUUUUUUAGACAAACUAAGAAACUUUUGCGAUGACACCUUAUUUAGCUGCUGCUUACAAUGAAGAUUUCUGUUCAAGAGUUGAGAAUGUUCGAAGCAACAAAAUCGUUCGUGAAAAAUUAGUCGACAAACCCAAAAACGCAGUUCGGCUAAAAGCCGGCAAAUUCGGGGAAAAAAAUUAGUUUUCCAUCAGCCAGCGUCUGUGCGAGACUAGGUACGAGGGAGCUUUAUUAUGGUACGGGAAAAUAGAGGGAAAAAGAGGAGAAAAGGUUUGAACAUUCAAUCGUACAAGAUUUAUUUGACUCAAAAACUCAAACUAUGUAAAUCAUUCAUUUUAAAUUUGAAUCAUUUGAACUUUACUUAAAAAUUUCUACCCAAAAUCUACCAAUCUUAAAACCCCCGAAAACCUUGAAUUCUAUUUAGUAAUUGAACAUUUAUACACCCUCUCUUUUCUUCAAAUUAACUUCGUAACGCUAUGCACUUUUGCAUG
Messenger RNA from Hermetia illucens (black soldier fly), 4179 nucleotides. RefSeq lists its product as uncharacterized. The transcript is spliced from 3 exons. Gene Ontology annotation, biological process: regulation of transcription by RNA polymerase II. Gene Ontology annotation, molecular function: DNA-binding transcription factor activity; RNA polymerase II cis-regulatory region sequence-specific DNA binding. Lineage: Eukaryota; Metazoa; Arthropoda; Insecta; Diptera; Stratiomyidae. The coding region runs from base 520 to 2481 and encodes 653 amino acids. The record is from RefSeq and is a predicted model, not a curated record.